AUGCAAUCGAACCGAGACAAGGACCUGCUCAAACUGAAGGCUCACCUGAAGAACGUCGAGCGCGCAACGAACCUGAACCAGAAAACUGCCGCGACUUGCGAUGACGGUGCGCUCAUGGAGGCGUUGAGGGCCAUGGAGAAGAUUAAGCAGCCACUGCCGCGCGCGACUCUUCUGGGCCUGCUCCAACGCUACACCGACAAGCUUGCGCAGAGUAUCCUGCUCAAUGGUCGCAAUGAAGACGUCGAGAGGUUGUGGGCAGCCGUGGUGCCGUUCGGACCCGAGCAGGCACACAAGUCCAUUGUGGUGCGUGAGCCGAAGAUGUUUGUCUUAACGAAUGUUUUCGAGCCCAGCGACUUGGUCGAUAUUUUCAACAGGGCUAUCAUGCAGGGAGUCGUCGUCCCUUUGAUUAAUGGCACAACCAAGGCCUCGGAUGAGAAGUUCAUUACCCUGCACCGCGCGUGCCAGGCCGGCUUGAAAGCGUUGGAUAUUCCAGAGGACGGGGACAUCGAGGAGGAGUUCCUCACGCUGGCACUGAACGUCAGCACGUGCCUCAAGGCGCUAGUCUGCUUUAUGUGCCCCGACUUGGGAUCGGACGGGGACUUCGACGGCUACGAGGCGGUUUCUGACCUGUGCGAUUCGACAACCCAGGGGGAGGGCAAUAGGAUGGUCAACAUCGGCAACUCGAUUGUCGGAAAUGAAUACUUGGGUCCUCUAUUUGCAAAGCUGGCCGACGCAAAGGGUGCCAUCAUCGCGAACGGCCGCGAGAUCCAGGAGGUCGUGUCUGUUGCGAUCAAGUCUACCUCGUCGAUUCCCGAAGAUCGCCUGCACUCUAUCAGCGCGGCCCUGGUCGGGUGUGAGACGCACCAGCAGUCCUUGCCCCAUGAGUGCUUGAUUGGCUUGCCCAAGAAGGUCCUGGAGCUGCUCGAAGGGCUCGUCAACGACGCGCUCAAUGAGAAUACUGUCGCUCCGUUCACUGCCGACCAGCUGGCCGAGCUCCAAAGAGUCAUCAGCAAAGGGAGCCACGUCUUCCCCUUGGAGUCGAAGAUGGACGCUUGGACCGAGGCCGUCGGUUUGAAGCUCCACGAGUCUGGCAAGAACGAUUACUCGACCAGUUUGGUGAAGCUCGUCGACCUCGUGUGGGACAAGCUGGAGCCCAAGGACCUCGCCGAGAAGCUCACCAGCCUUCGUGCUUGGACCUGGAGGCACGACGUGGAGUUCACCGAUGAGAUCGCUGCGCAGCUGGCUAAUGCCAGGCUCGAGAUGCUGAAGAUGGUCUGGGUGGCGAUGGGUCGCACCGACGCCGAUGAGAAGUCGUCCCAGAUUGACGCCCUCCUGACGUGGACGGGCCACCUCGCCUCUACGGUGGCCGACGAACCAACCAGGAGGUUCCACACGAAGCAGAAUCACCUGUACAAGACAACCAAGACCGCGCUCAUGGCUCUCACUGCUGUCAAGGCUUCAGGGGGUGAUGUAGUCGAGCGCGUCAAGAACGACAAGGACAUGUCCAAGAGCCGUCGCGCCCUCCGCGCGGACGAGUCCCUGGCUAAGGCCGUGAACUUGGUGAAGGCGUGCAGUGAGACUUGGGAUGAGAACGUGCUCGUCGAGAACCUGGACACCGAGUUGUCCCAGCUCAUGCCGGAGAUCGGGACGCAGAAAGUGAAGUUGCUGCUUGACGGGGUUCAGGAGCAGAUGGACACCGUCAGGACGUUCAAGGGCGGGCACCCCGACGGCGACGGCAGGAGCUGGCAAGUGGGCAUCCCCCCCGAUUCCGAGCCGUGGGAAGCGUUCGUGACCCAUUGCAAGGGCACUCUGCUGCAGGUGAACCUCGAGAGGUUGGAGAAGAGCCUCGAGGACAUCGAGCGUGUGUCAGCGGCUGUCGCGACCCUGUUCACUGAGUACAUGCCCGAGUUCAAGGAUGCCUACGCGGUGGACCGCGAGGAGGUCAUGAAGGAGUGCCAGCUCACUGUGGCUGCCCACCGCGUCAUGAACGCGAUCGCCACGGUCACCGACAAAGUCGUGUUGCGCACGACGCUCAAAGACACAACGCAGAACUACAUGGUCAACCGCAAGCUGAAGGUUGCGGAGUUCCCCGAGAGGCUGGCGAAGGCGGUGUCCCAGGGCCUCAAGCAGCAGACCAUCAAGGGCUAG
Molecule: messenger RNA, 2148 nt
Organism: Prorocentrum cordatum
Lineage: Eukaryota; Dinophyceae; Prorocentrales; Prorocentraceae
Source: the annotation of a GenBank genome assembly